AUGACUAUCAGGCCAGUCGGCAACCUUCAUGAGAUCGAGCAUGUCCCCUCUCAAGAGCCCCUCGUCCAUUUCCCUGUGGGUUUCCCUGGAAGUCAAACUCCAUCCUCUAUCAUCAACACAUCCUGGCACCACAGCAACAUCACCACUCACUUGCACUCGAUGGGCUACUUCGUGGGCAUCACCAGCACCGGCUUCGUGGGGACCGACGAGCUGAGUGCGGUGACCUCUUUUCAACCAUGUCAUAUCUUUGGUGAUCAGAUGCUCAUCGGCACGGGAAUUCGUGUUGGAUUCUACCUGCUUUAUAUCGCUGCCAUUGUUGCCGUCCUGUUUGGCGUUGACAAGCAAUUCCGUUUCUGGCACGGCGCAUGGGGUAUUCUGGCCCUGUCCCUCUUUUUGUCCAUGUUCCUCAACGUUGUGGACUACAAUUUGAUUAUCAUUGACUACGCCAUCUUGAUCCAGCUCGUACUCUGGUAUCCAGUCUAUUUCGUCUUCACUGUUCUCUUCCGACAGGCAUUGGUGGUUGAUGGGAGGAGGGGAGCCAAGACCGACACAGAAUAUCGAGAGCGUCUUCAGCGGUGUCGACAGUCAGCAGUGACAGAGCUGGAUGUUGCACGAGCACGAGCCUAUUCUGAUGUUUUGAAAGCAUUUGCUCUACAUGCGGCGGCGGAGGAAGCAGACGCAGACCAUGACGCUGCUCAAGAAGCCCUUGUUCAUGCGGUACAGCACUACGUCUCCCACUGGCAUGAGCAGAUCGAGGUCCCGGCCGAGGACGGCUCUCAGCUGGGGAACAACACCGACGGAGGGGCCGUGACAACAGUCUACAACACUGAGCUGAUCGAGGAAAUUGCAGCCGCUCCCACCCGCGCCGAUAUUGACAAGCUCCGGGAUCUCUACGUUGCGGCAUUGGUCCAUUCCAACCACUCCGUGGCCGAAGCCCGAGCCGCUGAGCAUGAGGUUGCCCUCAUUGCGUCUGAAGAACUCGUCAUCAAGCGCCGAGCACGACGACCCAAGAAUGCCUUCUGGCAUUUCUUGCUGACAACCAGUUACAAAGACCAGCUGACGGCUGCCAUCGGGCUCUUGAUCUGGUCGAUGUACAUGUUUGGGACGGCGGCACUAAACUGGCCACUUCUCCGCAAUGGUAACAAGCAAGGUGGCACCUGUGACAAUGUUCCAACCGUUUACUUUGUCCUGGCGCCGAAGAAGCCUUUCGCAGAUGCAGGAUUUGCCACCUUUCUUCGGGUCUGGACCGUCGGAGUUUGCAUCGUCGCUGUCAUCACCACGGCCGUUGCCCUGUUUAUCUUGUUUGUCAGCUUUUUUGGCCCCGCUGCACUUGGUCUACGCCAGAAGGAGAGGAAGAGGAAGGGCAAGAAGUCAGUCGAGUCAGGUCAAGGAGAGUACGUCUAUGAUGUCCGGAGCUCACCAGGCUACUCUUGCAAAGCUCGUGGUCGACACACGCAGGAGAUCCUUUCCUGCAUUCACCAGACUCAGUCCCGAACAAUCAGACAUCGAUACCAAAGCAGAACAACCUCGCCAAUUCAGUUCACCCUGUGGAAUAUCCCCUGGGCCGUUUUGCUAGCUGUGCUGUUGUUGGUCACGAUCGUCUGUGCCGAGCUGACCAUCAACAGGCAAGGCCCCAACAACAACAUGCCGUUGGAUUUUGCUCGGCCGCCUCUUCGCGAGACUUCGGAGAUCCUUGGCUUCUUGAUUGGGUUGUAUUCUCUGGUGUUGACGCUACUCAGUGUGAUCGGGGCGUUUGUUGCGGCCAUCUUUCGCAAGCGUCGCCGAGGCAAUCAGCAUGACGAGCAGCAUAUCCACUACUAUCGACGUGAGAAGGGGGGUCAAGUAGGGAGGUCCGAACAGCCUGCAUUGGUGGAUUGA
Podospora pseudopauciseta is the source of this 1878-nucleotide messenger RNA. RefSeq lists its product as uncharacterized. Bases 1 to 1878 code for a protein of 625 amino acids. Lineage: Eukaryota; Fungi; Ascomycota; Sordariomycetes; Sordariales; Podosporaceae. The transcript has a single exon. The record is from RefSeq and is a predicted model, not a curated record.